Molecule: messenger RNA, 4473 nt
Organism: Kalmanozyma brasiliensis GHG001
Lineage: Eukaryota; Fungi; Basidiomycota; Ustilaginomycetes; Ustilaginales
Product: PAS fold-4
Exons: 2
Coding region: 1-4473 (1490 amino acids)
Biological process (GO): phosphorelay signal transduction system; phosphorylation
Molecular function (GO): protein binding; phosphorelay sensor kinase activity
Source: RefSeq, a predicted model, not a curated record
AUGUUUCGGGAUUGGAUUUGCGAAUUUCCGUCUUCAUCGCGGCUGCUGUCGGCCUCGGAUCCCGCUGCCUCUGCUCAGGCAGCUCCUGCCGGCAGCGCUUCCUCUCCCUCGACAAAGAGGGCGCGCUUCGAGAGUUCCAGUGGUGCAGGCCCCUUCUCGCCCUCCAACUCCACCGCCAGCAGCAGCACCACUGCUUCCGCAUUCACCGGCGCACCGCUCACUCCUUUCCAAGAGCCAUUCACAGGCCCUCACUACAUCCCCUUGCCGCCUACACGAGCCGUCUCUUCGCCUCGCGUCAUCCACGCCCCGCCUCGCUCUGGCAGCAGCACUGGCUUCAACAACAACGCAGCUACCACACAGCCUGCAACUCCUCACAGCAAUCCAGCCUCCCCCGCCACUUCGAGCUCGGCUCCUGCCCCUUCGCGUCGCUUCAACCCACCCAGCUCCGAUCCUCGCUCGCCUCCCGCCAGCCUCGUCCCUUUCCCCGCAAACUCAUCUUCCUACUUUGGCGAGUCUUCAUCCACAAAGAUGUUUGAUCUCGAUGAGUCCGUCAGGGCGCUCUACUUUGCGCCCACCCCCAUGCUCGUUCUCGACAACAAUCGCAGGAUUCGAAUGAUGAAUCGCCCCUGCGAGAGCAUCUUCCUUAUGACAGCCGUCAGUUGCAUGGGUCAGACCAUGGAGAAGCUCGUUGCAGAAAAGCACCGUGGCGAGUUCAUGUCCGCCAUUCACGAGGCGACGCAGGUCAGAGCCACCGCAGCUUGGGCGCCGCCCGUGCUCACACGUCUCACUUUCCUACAAGACGACGAAACGAUGUUCUCAGCAGAAAUGUCCAUCUCGGCCUGGCAUCCCACCGACGAGGUCUUCUCCGAAACCUUCAAUAGCCACUUUGCCAAAAACCUCUCUACCGACGCUGACAAGCAGGAGGCUCAAGAACAAAGUCCCGCCUUCAACACCCCCAACCGCUCCGAGCCACUCGAGCCGCGGGGCGCGACGCUUCCUCACGAGUCUUACUUCACCAUCAGCAUCAUGCCCACCCGUCUCGCUGAGCGUCGCAUGAGUCCCGCAGACCUGCUCAUCAGCAAGGUCGAGCAGCUCCAGAGUGGCGUCUUCCACACCAUCGAGACCGCCAUCAUGGCCAUGUCCUCCGAUGGAUCCACCGUCAUCCGCAACCGUGCCUGCGACGAGAUUCUCAAGUACUUCAUGAGACAGAACCCUCAGGACAAGCCCAAGAAGCCCGCCCAGCCGCCCAAACCCAAGAAGGACGGUCUCGAGGUCGAUAUGUCUUGGCUAUCGGAUGCCAUGGACUGCUACACCGAAGACUUCAGUCAGCCGUUCCCAGAGGAGAAGUGGCCCAUCUACCGUGCCGCCGUUCUAGGUCAAUUCGCCAAGCCUGUGCGCAUCGGAUGCAUCGCUACCGACACAGGCUCACGCCGCGUCUUCGAGGUCAGCGCCAAGCCCAUCCGCGAGGCAGGAGGCUUCGGAGAGCACAUUGGUGGUGUCAUCACCAUCGUCGACGUCACAGAUACCGAAAAGAACUACAAGAUGGAAGUCGAGAAGAAAGGAGAGGAGUACUUCCGCACCAUCUGCGACAGCAUGCCCCAGAUGCUCUGGACUGCCAAGGCCGACGGGAGUGUCGACUGGUACAACGAGCAAUGGAACCGCUACACGGCCCUCACCAACGAGCAGCUCUUUGGCACGGGCUGGCAGCACCUCAUCCACGAGGACGACAUCAUCGAGACCAACGCACGCUGGUCGCACUGUCUGCGCACCGGCGAAGCCUACCAGGUCAUGUACCGAGUCAAAAGACACGAUGGCGUCUACAAGUGGUUGCUCGGCCGCGCCCUGCCCAUGCGCGAUUCCGCCUCAGGCAAGAUUGUCAAAUGGUACGGCAGUUGCACCGACUGCGAUAGCGAGGUCAAGGCGUUAGAAGCAUCGCGCAAGUCGCAGGCGCAGCUCACCAGCGUCAUCAACCACGCGCACGUCACCAUCUGGGCCAUCGAUCCCGAGGCGAUCAUCACCAUCGCCGAAGGACCGGGUGUCCGUUCCUUGCGCUUGGCUCCGGGUACGCCCAACGGCUCGGACGGCGACGGUUCCGGCUCGGGCAACUCGCUCUCCGGGGGAUCGCUUGGCGGAUCGCUCGGCGGUGGAACGGCCAACGCGCGCAGCGAAGAUAACAAGGACGCCGAAUCGGCCACCAACAGCCAGAGCGCCGUCAGCGGUCCAGGCAAGCGCUCCAACCAGCGCACCAUGAUCGGUCGCAGCAUCUACGAGGUCUGGGAUUCGCCAGGUAUUCGGGAGGCGAUCGGCCGUGCUCUCAAUGGUGAAUCCGUCGUCCAAGAGAUGGAGAUCGAGGGUCGAUGGUUCCGCACGCAGUACACACCCCAGCGCGACGAGUCGUACGAGCACGAAGCCACCGAGGGCAACAUCAUCGGUGUCGUGGGUGCCUCGAUGGACAUCACCGAUCGUCGACGCGCCGAGCUUAAGCUCGAGGAGUCGAUGCACGAGAGGUCACGGGCGCUUGCUGCCGAAACCGCUGCCAAGGAAGCCAGCCGCAUCAAGUCCGAGUUCCUCGCCAACAUGAGUCACGAGAUCCGAACGCCCAUCGCCGGUGUCAUUGGUCUUUCCGAGCUGCUCUGCGACACGCCGCUAUCCAAGGAACAGCGCGACUUUGCCGAAAACAUCCAGCGAUCCGCCGACGCUCUGCUCACCGUCAUCAACGACAUUCUCGACUUUGAAAAGCUCGAGCUGGGCAAGAUGGAUCUCGAAAGGGCCGCCUUCAACCUCAAUGUGGUCAUCAUGGACACCCAAAAGAUGCUGUCGUUCGCGACCCAGAAGAAGGGCCUCGAAUUCCGCAACGAAUGUCAGCUCAACUUCACGGGCCAGAUCGUGGGCGAUGCGGGCCGUUUGCGCCAGGUGCUGACCAACCUGUUGACCAACGCGAUCAAGUUCACCGCUGCAGGUUCCAUCACGCUGCGUGUCAUCGAGACGCACGAGGACCAGAAGAGCCUGCACGUCCACUUCGAGGUGCGCGACACAGGGUGCGGUAUCUCGCAGAUCACGCUCAAGAAGCUCUUCCAGCCCUUCAGUCAGGCGGAUCCCUCCUUUGCUCGUCGCUUCGGUGGUACUGGUCUGGGUCUGUCGAUCUGCAAGAACCUCGUUGACCUCAUGGGCGGCACCAUCGGACUCGAGUCGGUCGAAAACAAGGGCUCCAACGCCUGGUUCAGCAUUCCCUUCGAAAAGGUGCGCACGCUCGAGGCGAGCGGCGACUCUUCACCCGACGAGGAGGCGAUCCCCGAGAUCAUGAUGGACGAAGCCACCAGCAGUCUCGGCGUCAGCGAGAAUCCGUUGCAGCGACCUCGAAAGGACAUCUGGAUCUUGGUGGCAGAAGACAAUCUCAUCAACGCCCAAAUUGCGCUCAAGACGCUCAAGAAGAUGGGUUUCAGCUGCAAGGUGGCCAAGGACGGACUGGAGGCGAUCGAGGAGGUGGGCAAGCAUUCGUACGAUCUGAUUCUCAUGGACUGCCACAUGCCCAACUGCGACGGGUACGAGGCGACCAAGCGUCUGCGCAAGUCGGACAGCGUCGACGUGCGCACCACGCCCAUCAUCGCCAUGACCGCUUCCGCGAUCCGUGGUGAUCGCGAAAAGUGUCUGGCGGCGGGCAUGUCGGACUACCUCUCCAAGCCGGUCAAGAGCGCUGCUCUGGAAACGACAUUGGUCAAGUGGCUGUUCGAUCCCUCGACGCGACAGAGUCUCUCGAGGUAUGUUGCAGCGCCGAGCCACGGCGACUACUUUGGGAUGAAGAAGCCCGAGGCGCCAUUGGAGGUGACCAUCCCAACGGCUGGACAGCCGGGUUCGCCGCCACAGCUGAUCGAGCGCGAUUCGACCGAGACGGUCGUCGGCGCGUUCUCGAUCCAAUCUGGCCGACGGGGUUCGUUCAACCCCGUCGCCGAACGCGAGGCUGUCGCUGCUGAGAUCGCCGCCACGGAAACACCGGUGGCGACCACCGCGCCUCCGCUCACGGUCGCCUUUGCCGAGCUCAACGAGGAGAUCGGCGGUGGGGACGCGCUCGAGUCUCUCUCGCACGAAGCGUCCAACGCCGGCUCCCAGGCCGAGAGCGACGACGAACCCAGCACUUCGUUCAAAGCCACCCCACGACCGGGCAAGAGCAGCCGGCGACGCCUGCUCCGCCAUGGACCCGUUAAGGUGGUCGCAGCGGACCCGAUCCCGUCGAAAUCGCGACCGACUGCCAAGGGUCUCUCGGCGCCCGAGCUCGCCUUGGCCGACAAGCCACCCAUGUUCAUCCGACGCUCAUCGCGCGAGCAGGGCGGCCUGGGUCGGGACCUGGAAGGAGAGGUGGUGCGCGCCAUGGAGGACGGGCCUGCGGGUCCGUCAUUGGGCGCUUCGCUCGAUGAGACGCUCGAGGAGGAACAGGUGUCCCAGAGCGAAAGUGCCAAGAUCCACAUCCGCACGUGA